UCAGGCAGACAGACAGGAGACCACCUCCUUCAGCAGCGCACCAUGAUCCAACUCCGCUGCUGUCCCGGCUGCUGCUUUUGCACGAACUGUCACGGAAUAAAUAAAGUCGUCAGUUUCUGAGAGAAGAGCUGUGAAUGAGACCGCUUUUUUUUAGUAGCAGGAGUGUUACAAUAUAACCCCAUCGCAAGUUCUGCCUGUUCUUCCAGAGGGGGGUUUCCUCUGUGUUCAGCCAUCGGCUCACCUUCAGAAGCCGAACCAUGCGCUCCUGGUUCGCCACCAUCCUCCCCCUCCUGCUUGUCCUCUUCCUUCCCUCUAUCCUCUCCUCAUCCUCACGCCCCCAUUGGAUUCUCCAGCGCGUUCCUGUGGUCCUCCCACAGCACACAGAGAGUCGGCCUGCCCCUCACUUCCUGUCUCCAGCCCGCCUGGAUGUCACCUCAUCCUGUGACCCAGAAUGCCAUAAGAGAGCCCCUCGACCGAGCUACUGGGAUCUGCGGGGUCUUCUGGCCUACGAGACACUCCACUCUGAUGGUCAACUUACUGAGACCGCAAUUGGGAUCUAUGGCUACAACCACAGUUCUAACACUCGUCCGGCUUAUUCCAUGGGGUCAUCUGGGAAGGCCGAGCAGUCACACGUCAGAAGAAAGCGACAGAUCUUUGGUCAUGAUGGGCGUUUUAGCAUUGCAGGGCAGAACUUCCUGCUUAAAUAUCCUUUCUCAGUGGCUGUCAAACUGUCCACCGGGUGCACUGGUACCUUGGUGGGGGACCGCCAUGUUCUCACAGCUGCUCAUUGUGUUCAUGAUGGUAAAAACUAUGUGAAAGGAGCCCAGAAGCUUCGUGUUGGGUUUUUAAAACCCAAGCAGCGAGAAACACAGUCGUCUACCCUCUACCCCUCCAACUUCACCAAUCAUGUUGAAGGUGGCCCUGCUCCGUACGCCCCACCAACCAAUGACAAAAUGAAGUUCCAGUGGAUCAGAGUCAAGCGCACCCAUGUUCCCAAAGGAUGGAUUAAAGGGAAUGCCAAUGACAUUGGGAUGGACUAUGACUAUGCUCUGCUUGAACUCAAGAAACCCCACAAACGCCGCCACAUGAAGCUGGGUGUCAGCCCUCCGGCUCAGAGGCUGCCUGGUCAUCGAGUCCAUUUCUCAGGAUUUGACAAUGACCGCCCCGGCAAGCUGGUGUAUCGGUUCUGUCAGGCAGGUGAGGAAACAUCAGACCUGCUGUACCAGCACUGUGACGCUCAGCCUGGUGCCAGCGGGUCAGGAGUCUACGCCCGGAUGUGGGACGGGCGGCGCCGGCGCUGGGAGCGAAAGGUGAUAGGUGUGUUUUCUGGGCAUCAGUGGGUAGAGCGACAAGGAGCGUCUCAGGAAUUUAAUGUAGCAGUAAGAAUCACGCCUCUCAAAUAUGCUCAGAUCUGCUACUGGAUAAAAGGUAACUUUGUGGACUGCCGGGAAGGGUGAGGAAAAGGUGGAGAGUUAACGUGACACAGGAGUGAAGCUAGGAACCUCAUACUGAGGCUGCAAGAAUCAACACUUUUCAACCUGCUUCUUAUGACAUAACACAACAUAAAUGUUUAAAUUUUGUGCUGCUCCCAUUAACAGAAACAGAAGUAAUGUAAAUACCGAUCUUACAGAAACAAAUCCAGUAAUGACACCAUAUAAAACAGGUCAAGUGUGUUCAUUUACAGUUUUGCAUUUUCACCUACACAUUUCUAAAGCAUGAUAACAUUCAUGUUAACUGGGGAAACAUUUGGGAUACAUGGUUUUUGCAGAGCAGAGACAAGCUAAUCUGCGUCUUGGAACAUGAAGUUAUCUGGAAGUCCCUCAAAUCCGGAACAAGGACAGAUGUUUUAAGAUCUCCUUGGACCAAGCCCCAAGGAGCAGGACUGGGAGAACAGUUUCAUUAUGCAUUAUAGCCUUUCUAUUGUGCUAAUACUGAAGAUUGCACUGUUAUAACUCUUGGAGAACUUUUUCUACUGAUAAUGAUUUUUGUGGAUGAAUGUACAAGUCAGCUACCAAAGGUGCCAAUUGUUUCUGUCCACACCAUCAUGUAUCUCCUCUCAGUGGACACAUUAGUUACCUACAAGCAUGAUGUAUUAUGUCAGCUAAAUUAAAACCGUUUUUUGCAAACUAUUCCAUUUGUUACACAGACUGAUGUUGAAGGACAACAGACUAGUUUUGCCAAGGCUGCAAUUACUUCUUCAAUUGAACACAUUUUGUUGAAUGUUACUUUAAUGCUUAGCACCCUCUGGUGGGAAUGAUAAAACAUUGCAGGUGUCUGCAAUGAGCAUUUAUGCCAACAUAGCCUAGGCCUCCUCCAUAUGCACUUUUUACCUUCUCCUUGAUUAACUUCUGUGCAAUUGCAUUAUUUGUUUCAAGUUGAAGACAAAUUUAAUGAAAUAUAUGCUUUGAAAUAA
Scomber japonicus (chub mackerel) is the source of this 2413-nucleotide messenger RNA. RefSeq names its product serine protease 23-like. Gene Ontology annotation, molecular function: serine-type endopeptidase activity. The coding region runs from base 258 to 1457 and encodes 399 amino acids. NCBI's taxonomy places the organism in Eukaryota, Metazoa, Chordata, Actinopteri, Scombriformes, Scombridae. Gene Ontology annotation, biological process: proteolysis. The transcript has 2 exons. The record is from RefSeq and is a predicted model, not a curated record.